CCCCCCCCUGCGAAAUCGCACUGGACAAUGGUCACCCCCGUCGCUACAUUUCAAAUUAAACAAAAUGAAGAAUAGUAAAAAAGUUAUAUCUUCUUGUGAAAAAGAUUUCAUCCUAACGUGUAUACGCAAUAGGAAGCGUAUAGACCGUCGUCAAUGUUAUGAUUACAGAAAACUAGAAAUAUCAUUUGGAGUAGAUAGAGGUCACUGUGAGGUUCAGUUAGGCAAAACAAGAGUGCUGGCACAAGUUACUAGUGAGAUAGUGCCUCCACCACCCAAUAGACCAUCAGAAGGACAAUUGUUUUUUAAUCUUGAACUUUCGCCAAUGGCAUCACCUGUUUAUGAAACAGGAAGACCAUCAGAACAUACAGCUGAACUAAACAGAUUACUUGAAAGGGUUUACAAACAAUCUCGUUGUGUAGAUGUUGAGUCCCUGUGUAUUGUAGCUGGUGAGAAGGUAUGGUCAAUUCGUGUGGACAUUACUGUGUUAGAUGAUGGUGGAAAUAUUAUUGAUUGUGCAUCUAUUGCUACCAUCACUGCAUUGUCUCAUUAUAGACGUCCUGAUGUGUCUGUUUCUGGUGAGGAAGUUACUGUCUUUUCAGCUGAAGAUCGUGAUCCAGUUCCUUUAAGUGUUCUUCACAUUCCUGUUUAUGUGACAUUCGCAUUUUAUGAUAACGGAGGCUUACUCUUAGUGGAUCCUACAGAAAGGGAGGAAAGUGUCAUGGAUGGCCAAAUGAUGAUGGCAAUGAAUAUUGAUCGUGAAAUUUGUGCAGUUCAAAUGAAUGGAGGAUUAUCAUUAGAAGCUGAACAGGUGUUAAGAUGCUCCCAAAUCACUGCUGUCAAGGUGGCUGAUAUCACUGAUUUGAUUCAUAAAGCAUUAAGGAUGGAUGAAGAAGCCAGAAAGUCGGGCAAGUUAAACGCGACCGGAAUAACGCAAGAUGUUCGUCGUAUAACACUAACAACUGAAGAAGAAGCUGAAAUGGACAUUACAGAAACUUUGGAAUCCAUCACAACUCCAGAACAUCGCACAAAAAGAAACGAAACGGAAGAAGCAGAUACCGCUAUUAAACUAAAGGGGCUUAAUACUGCCGAGAUUGGUUUGGGUGGAUGGAACACAUGGAUAGAUGAAAACAUAUUAGAACAUGAAGAUACCAUGGCAUCAGAUCAAGAGAAUGAUAGUAAACAAGUUACUGACGAAAUUGUUUUGUCUGGUGAAAGUAGUGAAGAAGAUGAAAUCAUCUUGCUAUCAUCCUCUAACAUCACAGAUUUUCAAGAGAAAAAAGUGAUAAAAGAAAACAGAACGACAGAUGAAAUAAAAACAAAAGGAAAAAAGAAAUAAAUAUCUCGUAAAUAAUCUACGGUUCCAGAUUCAGGUGUUUGGUCCAGGUGCUGUUUUAGUGGGUUCGUUCACGACUGCUUCAGUUUAUGCUUACAAUUAGAAUUGUCACAAUUGACGAAAAGAACUAUGACUGUAAAACUACAUUAAUAAAAAACAAAAAUAGA
This is a messenger RNA of Dendronephthya gigantea, 1500 nucleotides long. RefSeq names its product exosome complex component RRP45-like. The transcript has 15 exons. The record is from RefSeq and is a predicted model, not a curated record. Lineage: Eukaryota; Metazoa; Cnidaria; Anthozoa; Malacalcyonacea; Nephtheidae. The coding region runs from base 65 to 1336 and encodes 423 amino acids. Gene Ontology annotation, cellular component: cytoplasmic exosome (RNase complex); nuclear exosome (RNase complex). Gene Ontology annotation, biological process: U4 snRNA 3'-end processing; U5 snRNA 3'-end processing; nuclear mRNA surveillance.